UUUAACGGGUUUUCAGUUUUUUUUUCUCUCGAUGUCUUUGUUCAUGAGGAUUUGUAGCGGAGGAGAAAAGGUGAGAAAGAAGUCCGGCAAACAAGAAGAAGAGGAGGCAGAGAAACUCCCAGAGAGAGAGGAGAGUCUGCUGAAGAGGAGAGAAGCUCUGCUGGGGAAGAUCGAGCAGGAGCUGCUGCUGGUCAAGAACACCUGCAGGACGAACAGAAGAGUGGCUCUGCAGGCUCUGAGAAGAAAGAAGUGGUACGAGAAACAUCUGAAGAACAUCGACUGUGCUUUCAAAGCCAUGAGGUCGGCUCACGAACACAUAGACUACAUCAACAAGGUGAAUGAGCUGAUGAAGGACAUCGCAGAGCAGGACUCCAAGGAUCCAGACAUGUCAGACGGCAUCGACACCUCAAAGAGCUUCGGAGUCGAGUUUGAUGAGGAUGAGCUGCUGGCAGAGCUCGAGCGGCUGGAGAAGAGUCUGGACGAGAAUCUGUUUGAGAGCGACGGAAUGGAGGAGAGAGUCCAGUGUACCGAAGUGCCGCCCACUGCGUUGCCUUCACAACCUGGUAAGAACCUCCUUAACAGCAGAGGACGCGUCACACCACGCAUCAGACCGGCACUGAAGCGGCGGUGGACGAAGACGAGGACUUGGAAAAAGACUUGGAGUAUCUGCGGCGCUGGAUGAACGAGCCAUCGUAAAGCGUCAACACGAGUAAUAAACAGGCAGAAAUGAGA
Messenger RNA from Larimichthys crocea (large yellow croaker), 732 nucleotides. RefSeq names its product charged multivesicular body protein 4b. Gene Ontology annotation, biological process: vesicle budding from membrane; late endosome to vacuole transport via multivesicular body sorting pathway. Bases 32 to 682 code for a protein of 216 amino acids. The record is from RefSeq and is a predicted model, not a curated record. Gene Ontology annotation, cellular component: multivesicular body; ESCRT III complex; cytoplasmic side of plasma membrane. The transcript is spliced from 5 exons. Lineage: Eukaryota; Metazoa; Chordata; Actinopteri; Sciaenidae.